AUGAGCGGAACUCCGGAUGAAAAUGGCGUGGACCAUUGGUCCUGUGUCGACGAAUUCCCAGAACACCUGAAGAAAUACUGGUUCCAGCGCUUCAAGAUCUGGGAGAAAUAUGACCAGGGUGUGUGGAUGACCGAGGACGCGUGGUUUGGCGUGACUCCAGAACCCAUUGCAAAUAAGAUUGCCGCGCACAUUGCAGAGUCGGCGCCAAAAGAGAAGACGGUUAUUGUCGACGCGUUUGCGGGCGUAGGUGGUAAUGCUAUAGCGCUGGCGCGUUCUGGGCGCUGGGAACGCGUCUUUGCGAUUGAAAAGGACGCCCAAACGCUCAAAUGCGCAAAGCACAAUGCCGAAAUCUAUGGCGUGAGCAACAAGAUCUUCUGGCUCAAUGCAGACUGCUUCGAUGCUGUAAACCGGUUCGCGGGCCAGAAGAACGUCGUGGUCUUUGCUAGCCCGCCUUGGGGAGGGACAGAGUACGGGGCGGACAAUGUCUUCGACCUUACCAAGAUGGAGCCUUAUAAUCUCGACAAGCUCUACAAGAGUUUUACGAAAAUCAGCAAGGAAGUCGUAUUGUACCUGCCGAGGACGUCGGAUCUCAAUCAGAUUGCUAGGUAUGGCCACGAUGGAAAGAAGCUCGAGGUGGCUCACUAUGCUAUGAUGGGCGCUAGCAAGGCUCUAUGUGUGUAUUUUGGAGAUUUUGAUUUCGAGUUGGAGCAGGAAGAUUCAUAGCAUAUUCAAGCAUCUCCCAGCUUCAAUCGAUGUCAGGUACCACCUUUUCCAGCCACGCACACAAGUCCCUGAGCUCUGUGCCGACCAUGGAAUGGCCCAUGCCUUGGUACUCUCUGGUCGUUAUGUUUUCCUCUUUAAUUCCAAGCUGCAAGAGCCGCUCAUAGCAUAGCCGAUGAUACCGCGCGGGCACCAAUCUGUCACCCGUUCCCCUCGCUAAGACUACCUCUGUUUCUUCACUCAUCUCCUUGGGCAAACCUGCCUCCUCCCUCAGCACUGAUAUGCGGUCCGAUAAUGGAAGGAAACCAGACAGCCCGACCAGUCCUCC
This is a messenger RNA of Exserohilum turcica Et28A, 1048 nucleotides long. RefSeq lists its product as uncharacterized. The record is from RefSeq and is a predicted model, not a curated record. Lineage: Eukaryota; Fungi; Ascomycota; Dothideomycetes; Pleosporales; Pleosporaceae. Gene Ontology annotation, molecular function: RNA cap trimethylguanosine synthase activity. Gene Ontology annotation, biological process: 7-methylguanosine RNA capping; 7-methylguanosine cap hypermethylation. Bases 1 to 723 code for a protein of 240 amino acids. Gene Ontology annotation, cellular component: nucleus. The transcript is spliced from 4 exons.